This is a messenger RNA of Momordica charantia (bitter melon), 1534 nucleotides long. Its product is annotated as F-box protein FBW2. Gene Ontology annotation, molecular function: protein binding. The record is from RefSeq and is a predicted model, not a curated record. NCBI's taxonomy places the organism in Eukaryota, Viridiplantae, Streptophyta, Magnoliopsida, Cucurbitales, Cucurbitaceae.
AAGAAUUGUGUGCGCUCCAUUCAUCCGCCACCUGCCUCCUUCACAGUCGGCUUCGUACUCGUAUCUCACUCUUUAUCGCGGACCGUUCGUCUCAGCCUUGAAAAACACGGCGAUGAAGAUCCAAAAUCUCCGAUCUCCACUAAUCUGAGAACUGCUUUUUCUUUUACCUGGUAUUCUUCGCUUUUUUUGUUUGCCUUUUGCUUUAAUUCGUGCUUCUCAACGAGCUUCACAUGCUUGUUCUUCGGCUGUGUUAGUUUGUUACAUAUUCUCUUCCAGAUUUUCGCUCAAGAAUGUUAUUGAAAUCAUUUCUAAGGGAAGGUGGUAAGAUUUGAUGGAGAAUAGCGAAAUCCGGCGCUGGGAUGAGCUUCUCCCUGAUGCACUGGGGCUCAUAUUUAGGAAUCUGUCACUCCAAGAGAUACUGGUUGACAUCCCAAGGGUUUGCAAAUCAUGGAGAAAAACAGUGUUGGGGCCUUACUGCUGGCAGGAGAUAGACAUUAUGGAUUGGAGCUUACUUCGAGAUCCCGAUACUGUCAAUAGAAUGCUUCAAAUGUUGAUAACAAGAAACUCGGGUUCCCUCCACAAGCUCUGCGUUAGCGGUCUGCCUAAUGACUCUAGUUUGUCCCUGAUUGCAGAACAUGGCAAAGAUCUUCAUAAUUUACGGCUGCCAAGAAGCGAAAUAACCAAUUCCAUUGUAGAACAGGUUGCUGAUAGGUUUUCUGCUGUAACUUUUUUGGAUCUAAGCUUUUGUAAAACCAUCGGAGCACCGGCCCUUGAGGCAUUUGGGAAGCAUUGUCCAAACCUCACAGGGUUGAAGAGAGUUAUGUGCCCAUUUGAAGCCAUUGACAAGUCUUCUCAAGAUGAUGAGGCCCUUGCAGUUGCAUCAACAAUGCAUAAGCUCAAGCACCUCGAGAUCGCCUAUUUGCUUAUCAAUACUGAAUCAGUGCUGAAGAUCCUUGAGAAUUGCCCCGAGCUCGAAUAUUUAGAUGUGCUAGGGUGUUGGAACGUGGUACUAGACGAAAAGUUCAAGAAGUUCUCGAGAGUGAAGUUGGUUGGCCCGUUGGAAGAAUAUUCGGAAACAAACGGAUGGGAUGCUUGCUCAAAUUACUCAAGUUCUUCCGGAUACAUUUGGGAUUUUGUGGCUGGUGACUUAGAUGAUCAAUUUGAAAUGCUGGAGUUUUUUGGAGACGACUACAGAAGUGCAGAUGCAGAUGAUGUGGGUUUUUAUUAUGAUUAUGAUUAUGGGGUGGAGCAUGGUUACCCUGAUUGGCUUGGGGGGUCUCCUUGAACUUCAUUGACAAUUCAAUGUGAAAUCCAAAGAAAAUGGGUGCGGCUCUUCAUGACCUUUUACUUUACUUUAAGUUAACCAAAUAAUAGAACCCUUGAAAUUUGGUCAGCUUUAUGGUUGAUUGCUCUGUGUAUUGAUGCCUUCCUGAUGGAUUUUCUUUUUUUAAAUUUUAUCAUGAAAUAUGUUUAUAGUGUUUUUCUGCUAGUAACUUUGUUCAUUAGAUAAUUAAGGUGGCGUUUGUUGAAAUUA